Molecule: messenger RNA, 3464 nt
Organism: Bactrocera tryoni
Lineage: Eukaryota; Metazoa; Arthropoda; Insecta; Diptera; Tephritidae
Gene: nod
Product: kinesin-like protein Nod
Exons: 12
Coding region: 817-3357 (846 amino acids)
Biological process (GO): mitotic spindle organization; microtubule-based movement
Molecular function (GO): ATP binding; microtubule motor activity; microtubule binding
Source: RefSeq, a predicted model, not a curated record
AUGUAUUGCAUAGAACUUAUGGUAAUAAUUGGAUACAUAUGUAGUUUUAUACCUCAGGAAAUAAUACGGUGUUACCGUGUUUACCGCGUUUACUAUUUUAUAUCAUAAUUUUAAAUUCCAUUCCUUUGCUUUGGGAUAUAUAAAUUAAACACAAAUAGUUAUAAUUUUGCACAAAAAAUUUGUGCAGAGAUUAAACCGAAUAUACCGGCCAAUGCAUGAGCUAUCUGCCUAAAAUUGCUAUCUUCAGUAUACCUGAGUAUUGUCAAAAAUUAAUGCAACAAGUUCAGGCUUUUCUCUAAGAUCAAUCUACUCGAUAUAGUGAUUUCUGGCUUUCCAACUGUCUUUAAACUUUAGUGUUAGUCAAUACACGCGGUAUUUUAUUAUUCUGUACUGGCAUAGAAAACGCUGACGCGGUUAUAGCCGAGAUUACAACAACGCACCCAUGGUUUCUUUUCGCUAUUUGGCGCCAAAUCGACAUACCAAUUGCAGAUAGGUCUUCUUUUCCCCCUGCUUCCACGGGCGGGUACUGUAUCAGAAACCUUCAAAGCUUGAAUGUUCUCUUCCAACUGGAUAAAAUGGCCUGAUCAGUUCGUUAUUAUAUUAUUAUAACUAAUGCCCACAUACAGAUUUGGCAAUGGCAAUGGCAAUGGCAAUAGAUUUGACAGUUAGUAUACAAUAAACUUUUACGUAAAUAACGCAGCGGCAGGGCUGAGUGGAUGAAAACUUCGAUUUUGACAGCGAGUUGGGGAGUAAAGUUGGUUGUAGAAAACCAAGAAAUUAUAAUUUUUUGAAACAUCACUUGUCGCGAGAUGUUUAAUGGAUGUUAAACAUAAAAAGUGCGGAAUAAUCAUGUCAAAUGUUGAUGUUCAUUGCGAUAAUGGUGCCGUACGAAUAAUAGUUCGUGAAAGACCAGUACGAGAUGCACAAGGAUUUCAAGAGGACUCUUCAAGUGUAAUUUCAUACCUAGAAGGCACUCCCAAUGUGCUUCUUGCGGACGGAAGACCAUUUACUUUUGAUAAGGUCCUAGGCCCAAAUGCUUCACAGGAACAGUUAUUCCGUGAUGUUAGUUUCUUAGUUGAAAAAGUAAAACAAGGUUAUAAUUGUACAGCGUUAGCUUAUGGGCAAACUGGUACUGGUAAAUCUUAUUCGAUGGGGCUUAAUUACAACGCUUGUGACGGAGAGUUUGUCGGAAUUAUUCCAAGAUGUUUGAAAGAAAUACUAAACACAUCUCUGAAUAAUACUUCAAAAAGCCAUUUAGGAUCAAUUGAGCUAAACGCGUCAUUUAUAGAAAUAUAUAAUGAAAAAGUGUUUGACUUGCUAAGUGACAAGAGUAUGGAUCCAAUCUCUUCUCGAGGAUACAAAUGUACGGGUGGCACUCGAAAGGUUCUCAAAUCUUUAGAAGAUUGUUAUAGUGUCCUACUCCAAGGUAACAAGAAUAGACAUGUGAGACCAACCAAAAUGAAUUCACAAAGUUCAAGAUCACAUGCAAUUUUUACAAUUCAUAUAAAUACUUUUUCUGGAAAUGGUGUUCUUAGUACCAGGUUAAAUUUAGUAGAUUUAGCUGGUUCAGAGGGUGUGCGCAGAACAGGUCAUCAAGGAAUGGCGAUGUCAGAAGGAGUCAACAUAAAUCAAGGUCUUUUAUCCAUUGGUAAAGUUUUACAGGCUAAAGCGCUUGGGCAUAAAGUGGUACCAUAUCGUGAUAGUGUAUUGACUUCAGUUUUACAAGAUUCGCUCAAUGAUAACUCAUAUUUAACACUUUUGGCUUGCAUUAGUCCUCAUCGUUCAGAUUUAUCUGAGACCUUAUCAACUCUUCGUUUUGCCCAAAGUGUGAAACAAUUGAAACACUCACCGCACAUAAAUUUUAUAGCAACAGAUAUAAAGAAAAAUCGCUUGAAAACUCCAAAGAAACCGCUCAUGACACCAGUACCUGCCAAGCCACCAUUUUCUAAAAAUACCAUCAACAUGGGAAUAAAGGUUUUAAAACCUAUUUAUCAUAGUAACACAUUUUGUACUCCGAGCAAGUUGAAAAGAUACGCUAAUGCCGAUAAACUGAACCGAUCGGAAAUUGGUUUAACACCCAAGCAAAAGGAAAAAGAGCAAACAGGUCUUUUUCAGUCUUCUGUCUCUGAACUUCCUAUAGUGCACUCAAAAUUGCUACAAACCAAUCGAGAAUCAACCAUUAUAAUGGAUAAAUCCCUCGAUUCUCGAGCUUCGAUUAUGAGUUUGAAUGUGUCAUCAUCAACAGUGGUAGGAAAUGAUGGGAUCGCAUCAAGUAAAGUCAUAAGCUACAGUCCCGUCGUGCGAAAGUGUAUGGUAGAAAUAGAAAACGUGAUGGAUAGCAAAAUGUCACAAUUAAUGGAAACUUUAAAAGAUCUAAAUAAGGAUAAUAUUCAACAUCGGUCUGAAAUCAUGGCCACUCCAUGGCCAAGUACGGCUGAUUCAGUUAGUGCAGGACCACUUCCACUUGCACUCCGUAAUGAGUUAAAGACUAUUAUACAAGAAGUAUUAAAAGAAAAUGUUAAAUCAAAUAUUAAAACUUCGGACGAUGCAAAUAGAUCCGAGUCAAUAUUAUUAGAUUCUUCUCUUUUAAGGAAUGAUCCUAAAUGUCAAUUGUUUGCUACAAGUAGUCCAGUUUUCAAAGUCCCAUCUGCACCUAAUAAAGAAUUAAAUAGUUCUGCAAAUUCUUCUAAGAUAAAACAGAUGUCUCUGAAAGUAAUGGAAAUCGAUGAAGAAGCUAAACGUUACAAAACUGCAAUAAGAAGAUCUAGGCGGAUUUCUGCAGUAAGGGGGGAAGUGGUAUUACACAGUUCAUUCAAUGAUUUAAGAGGACAAGGUUGUAUUAAUGAAGCAUUACGACGUUCUAGUCGCAUUUCGAAAAUUGGGGAACAAACUGAAUUGCAGAGAGUAAACGAUUCUUCUAUGAUAACGCUAAGCUCAAUGCCACAAAAAGAAAAUAUAUGGUAUAUUGAAAGACGGAAAGAGAAGGAUGGAAAUGGAGGAACCAAACAAGUCUCUAAAGCACAUAAUAAGGCAAGUCAUCGUAAAUCUUCCUUAAACAACAACAUAAUUGAGAGUUACUUUACGACUGACCGGCAAAAGUCAAGUUCACACAUCAACGGAAAAGAAAAGAAAUCGAAUAUUUUGAAACAUCGAGCGGCAGUAUUAAAUUUAUUAAAUUCUGGCUCUAUGAAAGAAUUGCAAGUACUGCCUCAGAUAGGUCAAAAAACGGCAUAUCAAUUGGUAACUCAGAGAACAUUGAACGGAAAAUUUAAAAAUAUAUCACAACUUGAAAAACUCACAAUAUGGCGUGGAAGCUCAUGGACACGUUUUGCGCAAGCUAAUUUGCUCAUUGAUUAAAACGGCUUCCGACAUUUUCUUUAUUUAAAGCAAUAUUUAUUUAACAUCUGGUGUUAUGUAGUAAUGCAACUAAUUACGUUUUUAUUGUAAUAUUAUAUUCAUUAAAU